AUGGCAGGAAGUAACCUAAGUGUCAUUUCAGAGUUCCUCCUCCUGGGUCUACCCAUCCAGCCAGAAUACCAAAACCUGUGCUAUGUCCUAUUUCUGGCAAUGUACUUGAUCACUGUCCUGGGAAACUUCAUCAUCAUCGUCCUCAUUAUACUGGACUCCCAUCUCCACACACCCAUGUAUUUGUUUCUCAGCAACUUGUCCUUCUCUGACCUCUGCUUCUCCUCUGUCACAGUGCCCAAGUUGCUACAGAUCAUGAACAGCCAAGUUCCAUCCAUCCCCUAUGAAGGAUGCCUCACCCAGAUGUACUUUUUUCUGUUCUUUGGAGACCUUGGAAGCUUCCUGCUUGUGGCCAUGGCGUAUGACCGCUAUGUGGCCAUCUGUUUCCCCCUGCACUACACCAGCAUCAUGAACCCCAAGCUCUGUCUCACCCUGGUAGCACUGUGCUUGGCACUGACCAUGUUCCCUUCCCUGUUACACACUCUGCUCAUGGCCAGACUAUCUUUCUGUGCAGACAGUGUGAUCCACCACUUUUUCUGUGAUAUAUCUGCUCUGUUGAAGUUGGCCUGCUCUGACACUAGUGUUAAUCAGUUGUUGGUAUUUGUUGUAGGGAGUAUCUUUGUUGUCAUCCCAUUCCUAUUAAUCAUCAUGUCCUAUGCAGGGAUUGUGUCCUCCAUCCUUAAGGUCCCUUCUGCACAGGGCAUCCGUAAGGCCUUCUCCACCUGUGGCUCACACCUGUCUGUGGUGUCUCUGUUCUAUGGCACAAUUAUAGGUCUCUACCUAGUCCCAUCAGCUGAUAAUUCUCCUGUGAAGGAGACUGUCAUGUCCAUGAUGUACACUGUGGUGACUCCCAUGCUGAACCCCUUCAUCUACAGCCUGAGGAACCGAGAUAUCAAGGGAGCUCUGGGAAGAGUUGUUUGUAAAAAGACAUUCUUUAGCUUAAUGGCAGCUCAUGGGAUUUAA
Molecule: messenger RNA, 960 nt
Organism: Ochotona princeps (American pika)
Lineage: Eukaryota; Metazoa; Chordata; Mammalia; Lagomorpha; Ochotonidae
Product: olfactory receptor 1-like
Exons: 1
Coding region: 1-960 (319 amino acids)
Biological process (GO): G protein-coupled receptor signaling pathway
Cellular component (GO): membrane
Molecular function (GO): olfactory receptor activity; G protein-coupled receptor activity
Source: RefSeq, a predicted model, not a curated record